UCUUACCAAAUGUGAAUUUCAGAGCAUUUCCUCCUUUCACUAGGGUUCCUGACACAGGUCAUGGGGCUGUGUUAACAGCAGCAUUCAGCCUGGAUACUUAGGAUUUUCCUGAUAUGGAGUAACUUUUCUACCAAUAAACCAUCACUAAAGGCAAACAUGGGGGAGACUGUAGACGUGAAGGCUCUGAGGGCAAAGUUUAGCAACUCGGAGGCCAGCAGCCGGGACAGCGGCUCACCAAAAUCCCCACGGCCUGGGAUUGGAAGAGUGAUACUGCCUUUGAAAGAGAGCGAACUGACCUUUAAACUGCCAAUUCCAGUUAUUCCUCCUGCAGCAAACCCUGGCCCGGUGAGGUACCCCAAGCCAGACUCCAUGGCAGCCUCUGUUCCUCUGAGACCAGGUUCCAUCCCUCGAAAUCCUCCAGUUUCUCCUAUCAGACCUUACCUUCAGCCAGCAGAAUCCAACAAGAUCAAGCAGACGGGGGAGAUGCUUCAGAACUUGAUGCUGAGGCAGCAGGGACCUAAUUUUGCCCCGAUGCCAUUGGGUCUGCCUGCAAGUCUACCUCAAGGUCCUGGAGUUUCCCCAAACUCAACAUUUCUUCCAUCCCGACAGAGAAGUUUAGGAGAAGUGACCCCACUCAGGAAGCCUCUACCUGCGGAGGGGGCUAGGCCUUUAAAACCCAAACGACCUCCUUUCGUCAACCUGGAGCCCUAUCUGAGGUUCAGACGAGCACCUGCCAUCCCACUGCCCAAGAGAAAAGACGAAAAAAAUAUGUCCCUGCCAUCCAUUGCCGUCCCUCCUUUGCCUCCGCAAAGAUCCUGCAAGCCCACUAUGCUUCCCUGCCAGGUCGCCUCCGUAGACAUCGAUGAUGAAAAGGACCCCUACGAUGACAUCGGCAGUUUUGAUAAAAACGAGUCCUGCAGUGACAACAGUUUACAGUGUGUGGAUGAGGAAGAUGUGUAUGAACUCAUCGAUGAAGAGGGGGAAACAAAUCCAAAGAAGCAUCAGGACCAGCAGAGGGGACGGUCUCUGGAGCAUCACAUGAAAAUGAACGAGUUAAGGAGAAACUUCCAGCUGCAAGGCGAGAUUGAAGUACUUCAAUCAACCAGAGCUCGCCAUGACUGGAUUGGAGGAUCAAAACUGGACCUCAGCGUUCGACAGGGAGAAAUUCUGGAGAUUCUUCGAGUGACUAACAACCCUGAGGGCAAAUGGCUUGCUCGCAACUUGAAUGGAAACUAUGGAUACAUCAGCAACACAUGUGUGGACUUUAACUUAAAAAAACUGGAUCCAUUAGGUUUACCCCCACCACCCCCAGACCCAGACUGCCAAAGUCAAGAUGAUGAUGAUUAUGAUGACGUUCAGCCGAUGGCUGACGAGUUCCCCCCACCACCACCACUUGAAAUAAGCAUAGAUCCAAAAGUGGAAAAAGAGAUAAGGAAAAAGUUUAAGUAUGACGGGCCGCUUCAAGCUCAGCACGUCAUGAUGGUGGAUCCCAACUGCAUCAUAAAGAAACCAGGAGCCAAAGAUCUGCUCGUGACUCAGGGGGACAUUGUGCACGUCAUCGACACCACCAACAGUAAAAAGUAUCUCUGUCGGAACAGCUUUGGAAAAUACGGUUAUGUGCCAGCAGCUCUUCUGCUUCAAAUGGAAGGAGAUAUUUAUGACGAUGUAGAAUAUCCAGAUGAGGUCUAUGACAAUGAUGAUCCAAACUGAGGCAACUAAAAGAUGUCAGACUAAACAACCACACUCUUGCACAGAAACUAACUAUCUUUAAAUUAAAAAGCUGUAUGAGAAUUAAACCUGGGCUAGAAAAAAAAAGAAUGAAAAUGAGGGAAAAAGGAAACAAGUCUCCCUGGAGACCAGCUGUAAACCUCUGAAAAAUCUGUCUUUAUUUUUGAUUAAUUUUUUGUUGAUUUCUUUUAGCUUUAAGAUUCAAACUAUGUGGUCAUGUAAAUACAAAAACUCAAACUAUUCACAGUCACUGUACAGUUGUGAUUUGAGAAAGCACACCCUAUAAUAGUUCUAAGCUUUUUUAAGUGGCAUGUUAAAAAUGUGUUUGUUCAUUGAAGCGAAAACCAGCUGUGAUGUUUUGUUUAUUUUUAAAUUAAACUUAAAUGUUACCUUAUACUUAUCAGUAAGACACCGGUAUUAUAAAAUAAUAAUUUAUUGUGUAUUUAGUUUACUUUUAAAGUUCUACUGGUUUUGGUCAUAAAUGAUCCACUUGGUUCAGACACUUUCAAGAUUAGAACUGAAAAAAAGUGAACUUUUUUAUCACACACACAUUAAUCAAACUGAGACCAGAAAAAUGCAAUAAAAAAGCAUUUACCCACAUGAGAAUAACAAACUGUUCAAUCCAUUGUUGAUCAAACUGCAUGCAUAGAAAAUGAAUACACUAUUGAAGCUUUUUGUAUUUCUCUGUACUCGAGACACAUUAAAUAAAUCGAUUUUGCUCUGUCUGUUUCUGCA
Oryzias latipes (Japanese medaka) is the source of this 2463-nucleotide messenger RNA. Its product is annotated as FYN-binding protein 1. Gene Ontology annotation, molecular function: protein binding. The record is from RefSeq and is a predicted model, not a curated record. Gene Ontology annotation, biological process: T cell receptor signaling pathway; integrin-mediated signaling pathway; protein localization to plasma membrane. NCBI's taxonomy places the organism in Eukaryota, Metazoa, Chordata, Actinopteri, Beloniformes, Adrianichthyidae. Gene Ontology annotation, cellular component: plasma membrane.